CCGUCCCUCCCCGCCGCCGCUCCGGGAGGGGCAGCGCCGGGCUCCCUUCUCUUUACCCGGCCCGCGCGGCCCGGCCGCGGCUGCCCCGGUGAGGAACAGCAGCCCCGGGCCGGGUGCUCCCCUCAGCAGCGCCCUGCCCCUGCCUGGAGCCCGGAGGAGCGGCCGGCCCUGGAGGGGUGCUCGGGGAGCGGCUCCGCGGCCCGGCCUCCGCGCUGCUCUGACCCGAAAGAGUGGUGGCAACUCUACAGAAAAGUUAAAUGUCUUCUGAGGACAAGGAGGCUCAGGAGGACGAGCUGCUGGCUCUGGCCAGCAUCUACGAUGAGGAUGAGUUUAAGAGAGCAGAGUCUGCCCAAGGAGGAGAAACAAGAAUUUGUGUGGAGUUGCCUCAAGACUUCAAAGUUUUUGUGAGGGGCAGUUCCACAGAGAAUCUCCAGGGCAGUGGCUUCGAGUACUCCGUGAGCUUCCUGCCUCCCCUCGUGCUGAAUUUCGAGCUCCCACCUGACUACCCAUCGACCUCCCCGCCCGUGUUCACCCUCAGUGGGAAAUGGCUCUCCCAGGCCCAGCUCAGCGCCCUUUGCAAGCACUUGGACAAUGUGUGGGAAGAGAACCGAGGCUGUGUGGUGCUGUUUGCCUGGAUGCAGUUUCUGAAGGAGGAAACACUGAAUUACCUGAAUAUUUCAUCGCCAUAUGAGCUGAAAAUGUGCCCUCGGGGGAAGGGGCAGGGCCGGACAGCAGUGGGGCCCCUCGAGGCUGGGAAGGACUCUGGGGGUGCCACGGGCUCUGCCACAGCCGAGGAGGAAACCGUGGAUGCCAGGGCUGUGCGGGAUGUGGAGUCCUUGUCCAGUCUGAUCAGGGACAUCUUGGACUUCGACCAGGCCCAGAGGAGGAAGUGCUUUAACAGUAAGAUGUACUCGUGCGGUAUCUGCUUCUGUGAGAAGCGGGGCAGUGAGUGCAUGCGCUUCCCCGAGUGCAGCCACGUGUACUGCAAGGCCUGCCUGAAGGACUACUUUGAGAUCCAGAUCAGGGAUGGGCAGGUGCACUGCCUCAACUGCCCCGAGCCCAAGUGUUCUUCUGUCGCCACUCCAGGCCAGGUGAAGGAGCUGGUUGGGGAGGAGCUGUUUGCCCGCUAUGACCGCCUGCUGCUGCAGUCCAGCCUGGACCUGAUGGCUGACGUGGUUUACUGCCCCCGGCCCGGCUGCCAGACCCCCGUGAUGCUGGAGCCCGGCUGCACCAUGGGCAUCUGCUCCUGCUGCAACUACGCCUUCUGCACCCUCUGCAAGAUGACCUACCACGGGGUGUCCCCCUGCAAGGUCACUGCAGAGAAAUUAAUAGAAUUGAGGAAUGAAUAUUUAGAAGCAGAUGAGACAACUAAAAGAUUUUUGGAAAAACGCUAUGGCAAGAGAAUGUUUCAGAAAACCCUGGAGGAGAUGGAGAGUGAGAAAUGGCUGGUGAAGAACUCCAAGUCUUGUCCUUGCUGUAGGACCCCCAUCGAGAAACUGGAUGGCUGUAACAAGAUGACCUGCACAGGGUGCAUGCAGUACUUCUGCUGGGUCUGCCUGAGCUCCCUGUCCCGGACCAACCCCUACCGGCACUUCGACGACCCCUCCUCGCCCUGCUUCAACAGAUUGUUUCAAGACAUGCACAUUGACAAUGGGGAGUUCUGGGAAGGAGGUGAUGAUCAUUAGCUUCCUCCAGCACCAAAAGGUGAACAAACCAGAGACAGAUGCUUUUUGUGUGUCCUUUGUUUGCUUUUCACUUCCAUUGUGUGACAGAAGAGUGGUAACUGCACUGCAGGACACACCUCAGAACCUAUUGCCAAAACCAAAGGAGACCUUGUCCCCAUCCUGGGAUCAGGAUCAUCAUGGAAUGCCCAAACAAACAUGUCCUCUAUUAAAGUCAGAAAUUGGACGACCAUUGGAAAAAUAUAUACCAAGUGCCCCUUUUUAAAAAGCCAACAGACAAAACUGAAGCCUCAAAUGCUGGAAGUAUUUUGGGGGUUUCUUCUAGGGAGACUGACCCUUGGAUCUUGAAUAUUUUGGGGUUUGGGGUGGUUUGCUGGAGCUGUAGUGCUCUCUCUGGGGCUGCUUGGACUGGGGCAGUUUUCUGAUACAAUACAGAAAAUUGGUCCUGUAUUCAGCAACAAAGUUGUUGCUUUUAUGAAUUUCCUGAUGUGCUUCUCUGAAAAGCAGCUCCUGGCUGUGUCACUGGUACUUUGUAAUGACAUUAAAGCUGAUUAUACCCAA
Messenger RNA from Melospiza georgiana, 2243 nucleotides. RefSeq names its product ring finger protein 14 (gene RNF14). NCBI's taxonomy places the organism in Eukaryota, Metazoa, Chordata, Aves, Passeriformes, Passerellidae. Gene Ontology annotation, cellular component: ubiquitin ligase complex; cytoplasm. The transcript is spliced from 9 exons. Gene Ontology annotation, biological process: protein polyubiquitination; ubiquitin-dependent protein catabolic process; positive regulation of proteasomal ubiquitin-dependent protein catabolic process. Gene Ontology annotation, molecular function: ubiquitin protein ligase activity; zinc ion binding; ubiquitin conjugating enzyme binding. The coding region runs from base 258 to 1685 and encodes 475 amino acids. The record is from RefSeq and is a predicted model, not a curated record.